Molecule: messenger RNA, 303 nt
Organism: Meleagris gallopavo (turkey)
Lineage: Eukaryota; Metazoa; Chordata; Aves; Galliformes; Phasianidae
Source: RefSeq, a predicted model, not a curated record
GCCGGCUCCGCCGCCGAGGGCGCCGCCUACGCCGGCGCGCAGCGCCUCUCCUCCCCGAAGCAGUCCCCCAGCCGCCUGGCCAAGUCCUACAGCACCAGCUCGCCCAUCAACAUCGUCGUCUCCUCGGCGGGACUGUCGCCGUCCCCCACCCGAGUGACCUCCCCGCCCACCGUCCAGUCUAACAUUUCCUCCUCUCCUAUCCACCAGUUAAGCUCCACCAUCGGCACUUACGCCACUCUGUCGCCCACCAAGCGGCUGGUUCACGCUGCCGAGCAGUACAGCAAGCACUCCCAGGAGCUGUAC